Molecule: messenger RNA, 4329 nt
Organism: Platichthys flesus (European flounder)
Lineage: Eukaryota; Metazoa; Chordata; Actinopteri; Pleuronectiformes; Pleuronectidae
Gene: clcn4
Product: chloride channel, voltage-sensitive 4
Exons: 12
Coding region: 147-2459 (770 amino acids)
Biological process (GO): chloride transport; transmembrane transport
Cellular component (GO): early endosome; membrane; Golgi apparatus
Molecular function (GO): voltage-gated chloride channel activity
Source: RefSeq, a predicted model, not a curated record
GACGUCUCGCAGCUGUUGAGGCUAGCUGUGACGUUGCUGCGCUCUAAUAACGUGCAAAUAUAAAAAGCAGCGAUGUUCCGCUUUAUUUAACGUGUUGAUUAUAUUAUCAGCGUGUUGAUAUCUGUAUCUGCGGGCCGGACGGAAACAUGGAGGCCGGAGAAGAAGGCGCCAGCGGUGCCACGCCCACAGAGGAGAUGAACGGCGCCGGGAACCUGAUGGACUUCCUGGACGAGCCGUUUCCUGACGUGAGCACGUACGAGGACUUCCACACCAUCGACUGGCUCCGGGAGAAGUCCAGAGACACAGACCGACACCGCAAGAUCACCAGUAAGAGUAAAGAGUCCUUCUGGGAGCUGAUCAAGAGUCUGCUGGACGCCUGGUCGGGCUGGGUGGUGAUGCUGCUCAUCGGACUGCUCUCAGGUACGCUGGCCGGGGUCAUCGACCUGGCGGUGGACUGGAUGACCGACCUGAAGGAGGGCGUCUGCCUGUCGGCCUUCUGGUACAGCCACGAGCAGUGCUGCUGGACGUCCAACGAGACCACCUUCGAAGACAGAGACAAGUGUCCCCAGUGGCAGAAGUGGGCGGAGCUGAUGACCGGCCACGCUGAUGGAGCAGGAGCCUACCUGCUGAACUACUUCCUCUACGUCCUGUGGGCACUGUCCUUCUCCCUCAUGGCCGUGUCCCUGGUGCGAGUCUUCGCUCCGUACGCCUGCGGCUCGGGAAUCCCAGAGAUCAAGACGAUCCUCAGCGGCUUCAUCAUCCGUGGUUACCUGGGGAAGUGGACCCUGCUGAUAAAGACGGUGACCCUGGUGCUGGCGGUGUCGUCCGGCCUCAGCCUGGGGAAGGAGGGGCCUCUGGUCCACGUGGCGUGCUGCUGCGGGAACCUCUUCUGCAGCCUCUUCUCCAAGUACAGCAAGAACGAGGGCAAGCGGCGAGAGGUUUUAUCAGCCGCCGCGGCAGCCGGAGUGUCGGUGGCCUUCGGCGCCCCCAUAGGAGGAGUUCUCUUCAGUCUGGAGGAGGUCAGUUAUUAUUUCCCUCUGAAGACUCUGUGGCGCUCGUUCUUCGCCGCGCUGGUCGCUGCCUUCACGCUGCGCGCCAUCAACCCGUUUGGCAACAGCCGGCUGGUGCUGUUCUACGUGGAGUACCACACGCCGUGGUACAUGGCCGAGCUGGUGCCCUUCAUCCUGCUGGGCGUGUUCGGGGGCCUCUGGGGGACGCUCUUCAUUCGCGCCAACAUCGCCUGGUGCCGGCGGAGGAAGACCACUCAGCUGGGGAAGUACCCGGUCCUGGAGGUCAUCGCGGUGACGGGGAUCACCGCCGUGCUGGCGUUCCCCAACCCGUACACCCGCCGCAGCACCAGCGAGCUCAUCUCCGAGCUCUUCAACGACUGCGGCGCUCUGGAGUCCUCGCAGCUCUGUGACUACAUCAACAACCCCAACACGAGUCGACCGGUGGACGACAUCCCGGACCGGCCGGCCGGCCCCGGCGUCUACAACGCCCUGUGGCAGCUCGCCCUCGCCCUGGUCUUCAAGAUCGUCAUCACCAUCUUCACCUUCGGCAUGAAGAUCCCGUCGGGUCUCUUCAUCCCCAGCAUGGCGGUCGGAGCGAUCGCCGGGCGGAUCGUCGGCAUCGCAGUGGAGCAGAUGGCGUACCACCACCACGACUGGAUCAUCUUCAAGAACUGGUGCCGGCCCGGUGCCGACUGCGUCACCCCGGGCCUCUACGCCAUGGUGGGAGCCGCCGCCUGUCUGGGCGGAGUCACCAGGAUGACCGUGUCCCUGGUGGUCAUCAUGUUCGAGCUCACCGGGGGGCUGGAGUACAUCGUCCCCCUCAUGGCGGCCGCCGUCACCAGCAAGUGGGUGGCCGACGCCUUCGGGAAGGAGGGGAUCUACGAGUCGCACAUCCAGCUGAACGGAUACCCCUACCUGGACGUGAGGGACGAGUUCACCCACCGCACGCUGGCCACCGACGUGAUGCGGCCCCGCCGGAGCGACCCUCCUCUGGCCGUCCUCACGCAGGACAGCACCACGGUGGAGGACGUGGAGACGCUGAUCAAAGACACGGACUAUAACGGCUUCCCCGUGGUCGUGUCCCGGGAGUCGGAGAGGCUGAUCGGCUUCGUCCAGCGCCGGGAUCUCACCCUCGCCAUCAAAACCGCCCGGCAGAAGCAGGACGGCGUGGUGAGCAGCUCCGUGGUCUACUUCACCGAGGACGCGCCGCAGCUGCCGGCCAGCAACCCGCAGCCGCUGAAGCUGCGACGCGUCCUGAACCUCAGCCCCUUCACCGUCACCGACCACACGCCCAUGGAGACCGUGGUGGACAUCUUCAGGAAGCUGGGGCUGCGCCAGUGUCUGGUCACCAGGAGCGGGCGUCUCCUCGGCAUCAUCACCAAGAAGGACGUCCUGCGCCACAUGGCUCAGAUGAUGAACCAGGAUCCAGAGUCCAUCAUGUUCAAUUAGAGGCGGAGACGAGCGUAGAUACGUGAACCCGGUGCGACGCUACUGUAAAGCCCCCCCCCACCUCCUGACAGGCAAGUCCCCGCCCCCCCCGGCGUGUCUUCAGUUCCACGCCGCCUGGGACGGACUCUUCUUUUCAUAUUUACACAGUUCAAACCCUCACCGUCCGAAGACGCAGGGAAACGAGUCGGAGGGAUUUUCAAACGUCCUGAUUGUCAGUUUCUUCUUCUAUGGUUUGUUUUCGUGCUGCUAGUUUAAAUACCACAUUGAGAAAGUGACCCUCAAGGGAAACGCUGAGACUGAAGUAUUUAAAUCUGUUAGAGGAGCUUCAGAGAACAAUCACCGACCACACGCCCAUGGAGAAGUUAAAUCAUUUCUAAUAAUCUCAAAAUGAAGCCACUGACCUGAAGCCAUGAGUCAGCGUUUAGUGACGACUCAGCACAAACUCACGUGUUGUUGAAGAGAAGAUUUCAGGAUCGAGAUGAGAUAAAUUAAUCUCCAAUCAAUUAAUAUGUAGGUUUGUGAAAAGGUACGAGAGCGUCACCGAUGCUUCCUGAAGAACAAGCUGUCCUGGGACCAUGUUGUCUUUACUGUGUAACCCUGGUUCAUUUGGGACUGGUGCACUUUGUGUUAUUUCCAUGUUGCUGCCAUAUUUAUAUUAACGUUCAUAUCGAUGUUCAUUUGAAUGAGUCACGUUUGUGUUGUUUGACCUGAAUCCAGCGUGAGACACUCGUCUCUGCUCUGUUUCACUUUCUGUCAUCUCUUUGUGUCAAAAGGUAAAAAAGCCUUAAAUGUGAUUUAGUCUGAUUCUCUGCAGAAAUGUUAAUGUUUAUUAUCAAGGCCUCUGCGCACACACGGGUCAGAUGUGUGGAUCGCUACAAACGAGAACGUCUUUACAAUCUGAGGAAGAAGAAAGUCUGACACUCCAGAUUAUAAUCUGUUUUCCAGUCUCUCAAUCAACUGGAAGGUUUUUCUCUGAACACAAAACAAAACGGCUCAAUUCAAUUUUCUUCCUCACAAAGUUCCUCAGAUUUCAUCUCAAACAGAAACACAGAAUGUCUCCGUCCCUAAAUAUCCAGAAUAAAAACCCUGGUGAUGGAUCUGUCUCCAUUAUAAGAUCUUCACCAGUUCUCACCUGAUGACACAUUUCUGGAAGUCAGAAUCAAAAGCUUCAUAUUGGAGCCAAACCAGCUCCACCAGUGAACCUGCUGGUGUCAACUGACGACCCAGUAUCUCCCACGUGUAGCAGGGGCCUUGAUGACAAGUUGUUUCAAACGUGAUAAAAUAAGCUCAAGUUACUUAAACUGAAAUGAUUAACUGAUGAUCCAGUAAAUCUGUCGACUCUGAAGCUAAAUGAGUCGUCAGAUUAGUUUUAUUUAACUUUAGUAAAACCAGGAAGCUGCUGGUGUUUCUCCACAGAUAAUGAAGAACAAACCUUUCUCUUUAAAGUUGUGUGUGUGUCUAUGUGUGUGUCUCCUGCUGCUCGACUGCACAUGUAGUGACUCCUCCUGUUCUAACCUCCACGGAUCAGAGCUGCUUCAUCCAAACUGGAAACUUUGAGGGAAUUUAGAAUCAAAACUGAAGAAAACACUCGAGCUCACGAUCAAGGUUGUGUUUUUAAAAGAGAAUGUACUGAACUAAAUAACCGUGUAAAUAUAAUGAAGAUUUAUUGUUGUCGUCUUUAAUUUAAGUCCAUUUUGUCUGAAACACACUGUUGUGUUGAGCUCUGCUUGUUUUUUAUUUGUCUAAACUCUAAUAUUUAUCAGAUCCAUGAAUCCAACAGGAAACAGACAUUUGCACUUUUUGUUUUUGUAAAUGAAGUGAUGGAAAAAUAAAACUGCACCAGUUCAUCUGCAGACGAUGAACCACACGA